AUGGCAACCGCAGGUGGAGGACAUGGGGCGGACAUGAGGAGCCACGACGAAUCGGUCAAGAGGCUGGCCCUCAGUCCUCGUUGCCGGGACAAUCAAGCAGUCACGGUGGUCACGCACCGAUGCAGUCACGAGCUAUAUCGCUUGGCUUGA
Messenger RNA from Puccinia graminis f. sp. tritici CRL 75-36-700-3, 150 nucleotides. RefSeq lists its product as uncharacterized. The transcript has a single exon. The coding region runs from base 1 to 150 and encodes 49 amino acids. NCBI's taxonomy places the organism in Eukaryota, Fungi, Basidiomycota, Pucciniomycetes, Pucciniales, Pucciniaceae. The record is from RefSeq and is a predicted model, not a curated record.